AUGUCAGAUUUCAACAAGAGCGGCUUCAGGCUAAUUGGUCCCGGGGACCAUCACUGCAAGGACACAGUCGCCGUCAACAAAAUUUUAACAUUACCAAAGGGAACUCAGCUUGGACUUGCGGACCCCAACGGGAGUUCAAAACGAGCCGGCAAACAUCACAAGGACAGAGCACUAAAAUGCGACGGCGACCGGAAUAAUGGAUUAACAGGCGAACACAAUGAGGAAACUGCACCAACAGCCGAGGAAAAACACGCGAAAAUCUCUUGUGAGUGCGCCGUAAAUGGAGAAGAAAUUGUCCCUGGCGUUGUCAUUGGAAUGAACAGCGCCAUGCCCAGGCGACCUUCAUCGCACGGGAACCUGUACAAAGCCUGUGCCUUCGGUAGCGCCUUCGGCGUGCUCUUCCUACUGCCACUAGGACUGUCCCUUUUCGCCUACUACCGCCGCCACCGCACAGCCAAGGCGAGCAGAAAGCUGGGACACUUCGAAGUCACGGGGGACACAGACAACCUGAUCGCCAAAGUGGAGGAAGGAGUCCCGUGCGAAGAAAUGUUCCCCGCUCAGGGAAGCCACAUGGGCACCUCGAGGGCAAGGGACAGCCAGGUCUUCUGCCUUUUCAACGCGUCAGCGCACUACCGACCCCUCGCGUAUCGUUUUCCGCUUGGCAUGAUCCCUGGCGCCCUCUGCAAUCACGUGCUCUACUCGUCAAUGUCCGUCACGGCCAACGGCGACCUGCGGUCCCGUGCCGAAGAGUUUGACUACACGUGCAAGGGUCUCGAAAGCACUACAACCCUCAAGAAGCGUUUCCAAGCCCUAAAGGUGCAUUUAGUCAUCAGCGCCGAAAGCCUGUUAGAGAACGCUCGCCUCUUGGCAAUUUCAAGAAGCCACGCCCUCAGGAUGAGGCUCAUAAAUGGCCUGAUGACGUGGGCCCACCGUUACGGCUUCGACGGAAUCUUCGUGUCUUGGUCCGAUCCUUUUGACGCCGGCUCAUCGGGCGUCUUCUUCAAGACCCUGGGCUUGACACUCCGACCAAAGCUCACGCUUGGCGUCAUACUUCCGACGUCUAGAGAUGCCCUCGAUCACUACGACCUCCCGAAGAUGGCUUUGGCCGUUGAUUGGAUGAUCGCAACGACCCACGGCUUCUAUCCGAACGGCGACUGGAGCCAUACAUCGUGCCCUAGUCCUUACAAAACUACUGACCCCAACAAGCAAUCUGUGGAAACGCAAGUCGAGUAUAUAGCAAAGAAGUCGGAGGGCGCGCUGAAUUUCACGACCCUCUGCUUCACGAUCUCGCCUCGGGCCUCCGGCUACCGCGUCCGGGCUCCUGGUACGACCAUCGGCAUGCCUGCUCUGGGUCCAGGGCUUCUAGAGGACAGACCUGGACUCCUGGAGGACGAUCUUCGCGUUCCAGGAAUGCUGGCGUACAGUCAGGUCUGCAACGUCCAGAGGAGCGCCUCCGAAGACCCUCUGGGCCUAUGCGUCUUCACGAGGAUCGGGAGGACCUGGGUGGCCUUUGAGAACCUUAGGUCCAUGGAGCAGAAAGUGAACCGAACCCUCUGGCUGCUUAAGAGUCUGCGAGGUCGUUCCGUGGGAACCUCGAGGUUCUGUCUGGGCGUGUGGGACUUGGACCUGGACGAUCACCAACCCGUGUGCGGGGACGAGCCAUUUCCAUUGGUGGAAAUGGCAGUGGCUAAAUUGCCUUAA
Messenger RNA from Ixodes scapularis (black-legged tick), 1701 nucleotides. RefSeq names its product acidic mammalian chitinase-like. The record is from RefSeq and is a predicted model, not a curated record. Gene Ontology annotation, biological process: carbohydrate metabolic process; chitin catabolic process. Bases 1 to 1701 code for a protein of 566 amino acids. Gene Ontology annotation, molecular function: chitin binding; chitinase activity. Gene Ontology annotation, cellular component: extracellular region. Lineage: Eukaryota; Metazoa; Arthropoda; Arachnida; Ixodida; Ixodidae. The transcript is spliced from 5 exons.